Sinocyclocheilus rhinocerous is the source of this 1529-nucleotide messenger RNA. RefSeq names its product ankyrin repeat and SOCS box protein 1. The record is from RefSeq and is a predicted model, not a curated record. Gene Ontology annotation, biological process: ubiquitin-dependent protein catabolic process; intracellular signal transduction; protein ubiquitination. The coding region runs from base 114 to 1151 and encodes 345 amino acids. Lineage: Eukaryota; Metazoa; Chordata; Actinopteri; Cypriniformes; Cyprinidae. The transcript has 5 exons. Gene Ontology annotation, cellular component: ubiquitin ligase complex. Gene Ontology annotation, molecular function: protein binding.
UAAAAACAGCAUUAAGAAAAAAAGCACAGACACUUUUUGCAGUAGUAUUGGUCAUUUAUUGUGGUUUAUGACACUCGGAGCAGACAUUUAUUUAAGUAGACUUACAAAACACGAUGGCUGAUGGUGAGAAUUUUGAAGGGGAUGCUGAGGUCCCACCGGUCCCUGAGCCACAGCUCCCAAACACUACUGCAGCUGGUCGUAACCUGAGAGGAUGGCUUCAGGAGCAGUUCGGUAGGCCUCUGGAACAGUGUGAGGACAUGAGUCUACAUAACGCUGCCCAUGUAGGAGACCUAGACACUCUCAAGACCCUCCUACAAGAAGACCGCUUCAAACAGCAGAUUAAUGAGAAGUUGAUUUGGUCCUGUGGUUGGCUGCCCUGCACGCCGCUGCGUAUUGCUGCCAUGAUGGGUCACAGCGAGUGUGUGGAGUACAUGAUCUCUCAGGGAGCUGCAGUGGACCUGGUGGAUGUGAAGGGUCAGACCGCUCUGUACAUGGCUGUGGUUAAUGGACACCUGGACUGUGUGAAGAUCCUUUUGAAAGCCGAUGCUGAUCCGAACGGCAGCAUUCAUCACCGGAGCACCCCAAUAUACCACGCUGCACAAGUGGGCCGAGUGGACAUUCUAUUAGAGCUGAUCAGGUUCAAUGCUGAUGUUGAUAUUGACCAGCGGUUGGAUCAGAGGUCUAUGUUCGGCAUGCACACUUUGACAACUCUGGCAGCCUGUCCACUGUUCAUCAGCGCUGCUUACCAUCACUUCCCCUGCUUCCGGAUGCUUCUGAAUGCCGGUGCCAACCCCAACUACAACUACAAUGGCCCCGUGAGCAGGGAAGCGCUGGUAAGGGGCCGGGCCUGCUGUAUGCUGGAUGCAGUUCUGAAACUCGGAUGUGAACCAGUCUUCGUUAGCUUGCUGCUGGACCACGGCGCUGACCCGUAUCUAGUCCCCUGGGACGAGCUCGAUCCUGACACCAUGGUUCGCUUAAAAGUCAACGCUGAAGCCCUUCACAUCUACCAGGAAGCCAAAAGAAACCCGAGGAGAUUGAUGAACCUGUGCCGCAUUACUAUCCGGGAGAUCAUGGGCAAGAAGCGUCUAUCAUGUAUCUCUUCCCUUCCGCUGCCUGAAACCAUCAUAAAAUUUAUGUUUCACAAGGACUGACCAUGUAGACGGUCGAUUAACUGAAGGGUGCAAGUGACCUCUCGCUCUCCAACACUACUUACACCAGUGACUUCCACUAGACUGGCUGCUGUGAUGGCAAGGUAAUUACAUUUUUCUGUGUUGAUUUUGGGGGACGUCUGUGGAAUGGAUUCCUGGUAAAAAUUAGUUAAAUGGAGCUGAGAGUACUGUACUCUUAUUGUGAGAUGAAUGCAUAAGCAUAUUAGCAAAAAUGUUUAAUAUAUGCGCUGCUGCUGCCAUUUUAAGAGAGUUUUACAUACUCUUCUUUGCACUGUGCCAAAGAACACGAUUACCUGUAGUAAAAUCACUGUAACGCACUGCCUUUUGUGGCUCAUUGCUUUAACGGAGGACAAUAUUGAA